AUGUGGAAGGCAAGAAUGAUAGAAAAUUACCGGCAAGAAUACAAUGAAAAAAUUAAUACUUCAUCCUACUCGAAAACCAGAACUAUGCCAGAAGCAUCCCGUGUAAGAUGUCAGAUGUACGAAGCAAAGCGUCGUAUAUAUGAUCUAAGUCACAUUUCACUUAAAUGCGCAGACCAAACGAUUCCCAACUGUUUAUUGAGAAAUUGUGUCGGUUUUGUCGGUGGGAUGUUGUUAACAUAUCUCUGCUUUAUAUUCUUUGUGUGCCAAUUGUCAAUAUCGCUAGUGCAUGCCAUUAUAAUGAGUUCUAUUAUUGGACUCCUACUAACACUUGGCCUGGCGUUCAGUAAUCGAAUAAGGUGUUUGGUGUUACUGCUAAUACCACAGCUGUUCUCGCGCAUUGGAAGGUACACUCUAACAUGUUACGCCUUAAUCCUAAUCCUGACGGGCCCCGCUACCAACACCCUCAGGAACUCGGAGGUUCUUACGGAAUCAAUGGCUUGCAGUCAGGAGCAAGUUAAAUCGCACGUGAGACAUUUGAGUGACUCUGUUCAUCAGCCUCUUAACGCAAUAAGAGACAGUGUUCACAUUAUGAUGGACCAGCUCGACCAGAUCAAUGAGAAAAUGAAGAUUAUCGUCAUGAGUAUUGAACGGAUGGUUGUUAGUAUUGCUGACGUCAUACAAUCUUCAUACUACUGGUUAUCUUCAGUAGUGAACUCCUGCAAUCAUAAACUUGGCACUCCGUACGAGCAUUGUAUGAAUAUCCUCAAUAAAGGACUAUCUGAUUGCAAAUCAGUACUUGGACCGAAGCUCUUCUGGCUGUGUAAUGUAACAAAAGUGGAAGCUGCUUGUUUGGCUGUAAAAUCUUACCAGAAAAUUUGUACUUUGGACGAGUUUGCAAAAGAAUUACAUGAUUUCACAAAUCAUAUCCAAAAAAUGUUCUACGUGCACAUUGAGGUUCAUCACAGAUAUACAGUCAGCAACGAAAGUCGCUCCGCAAGUCAAGUAGCUGCCGGUAUUGUCACUGAGAUAAGAAAUAAAGCGGAUCCCUUGAUCACUUGGCUCUCUUGGAGCUCCUGCGUCACAAGUCUCUUCUUACUGCUGAUUAUAUUCAGGGCAAAAUACUACCAGCACAUGUACGAAACUAGAUCAAGAUUUGACAACCGGUAUGUAACGAAGGAACUGUACGAGAUAGAUCUAAAGAGGUUUCAGGAGGGAAGAGACACGAUUUUGCCACUUAACAGAAGGGAAAAAACUAAAUAUAUUCCGACCACAUCUUUUCGUUUGAUAGCCUCCGAGAAAGUAUUCAUGACUCGUUCAGCAGUUUUCAUGGUGAUCACCACAUUCAAACUGAUGAUUCAUAUGAUCGCUGACUACAGCCUGUUUUGGGUCCUCACCACUAUACGGCAUCAUGGCAGACUGGAAGCUGUAUUGUCACCCGGUCCCUCGGAUGUUGGAGUAUCUUUAACAGGAUUAGGUUUUGGAUCAGAUAUAUUGAGAUCUAUAUUCAGCACACUGACUUUACCACUACGAUCUCCAUCAUCUCCUGCUUCAUGCCUUCCGGACCCACGACCACCCGACUUCAAACGAUACACGCAAAUUGGUGUCAUCAUAGUGAUAUUAUGGCUGCUAGCGUUAUUUGAGCCAUAUGGUCUCCGUCUGCGACACGUGAUUAUGGGUCAUCAUAGACCAGAGCGUGCUAAGGCGAGGGCCUCCUGGCUUUACAAUCACAUCUUGAGGACAAGAGGCAGCUUCAUGAAGCUGGCGAGACGAAAGCUUCAUCGCGAGUACAAAUAUCAUAGCGAAGAACAUCUCACUUUUCGGCAUUGGAUGGAUUCACAUUUAUCAUUCUAUUUUCUGCGAUAUGUGUUUGGGACGCUACCGAAACCACCGCACUGCCUUCUCUGUGAAACUAUGGAAAAACAUAAGGAUAUUGACACUCACUUGACGAGAUGCGAAAGCCAAAGUUGUCCAGGUGUGUUCUGCAGGAGUUGUUUCGCAGACAUUGGUCAGCUCUGCACUAUUUGUUUGUCACCUGCAGACUAUGGAGAUUAUAGUGAUAUCAGCUUAGAGAAAGGUUCAGACGAUGAAAGUGAUGGAAAUAAUGAUACAAAUGAAUGUAAAGAAGACUCCAGCAAGGGAUAUAUCCAAAUACAAUUGGCAAAAAAGUAUAAUCGAGAUUAUAAAAAUUACGACCGAAAAUACAAAGAUAAUAGACGCGUUUACAAUACAAAUUUCGUAGGUUAUUCAGAAAAAUCUCCUCUAUUGCCUAAUAUGAAAGACAUAAAUAACCAGAAAUCACAGACAUUUAAUACAUACAUGAUGUCUAAUAAUUAUUCAAGGAAUGUUCAACAAAAUUGUUUACAAAAAUUAAGCAGCCACAAAAGAAUUCGGCAAAGAAACACUAAAAGCUUACACAAUUUUAAAAAUAUAUCUCUAGUAUUCAGAAAAUUUAAAAAUAGUAGAUUUUUGAAGCCGAGAAGAAAGUAUUACAUUAUACGAAGAAUAUCUUGGAAGUCGAAAACAAAACUUAUGCCGCGAGUUUAUGCAAUAAUUUGGAAGUAUUGCUUUAAGUCCGGGCAUUUGUGCAUUUGCUUAACUUCAAAAUCAAAUAUUACAAGGGAAAAACAAAUCCGUAAAAAAGGUUUGGUAAUAAAUCGCCAGAAUAUUUUUCAGGCAGCUAACGAGUUUAAUAAAUUAUGUCCGAAAAAUCUUGAACUAGGAAAUGUUUCUGUAAAAGAUUCUGAGAAGAACACUAGUAAAAAUAAGCCUGAAGAGCAUAACAAAAAUAGUAAAAAGAUGAAAGAUGGAAAAAUUAUAGAUUAUAGACAGAUUGAAAACAAAAAGCGAUCCCUCUACGCUAAAACAAUUUGCAUAGCUUUUGCAACUUGCUUAAAACUGAACCGUUAUCGAAGUGAUGAAGUUAAUGAAGGUAUUCAACGAGAUCGUUUGGCCAAAAAGGAAGCUCAAAACUUUAAGAAACGCAAAAAGAAAAUUAAUGAAGAAUUAAAGCAACAAAAUGAAAGUUCCAGAGAUUAUAGGAUAUCAGCUUAUUUACAGGAUCAAAGUUGGGUGAAGGGGAUUCUUCGAAAGGACUCCUUAAAGGAUAGAAUAAAAAAGGACUGUGCGUUGAACCAGCUGGCGAGAUGUCGGCUCUAUGCAGCGACAAAUAAGACUAGAGAAACAGAGUUAUUGAAAGUAAUAAAGGAUACGAUAAACAUACAACCAAAGAGGUGUUGUUGCCCUCAUGGUGAUUGUAUUUGUCAAGUCAGUAAGCCCCAAGACACUCCUAAAGCCUCUAAGCAGGGACUGAUAAAAAUUUCAUCAGAACCCAAAAUAAAACCUAAAUGUUGUAAAUACAAAAAUUCUCAAGCAAAACAGGGCAAAGUCGAAUCAAGUCCCAAGUCAAAUAAAAUGAAAAUUCUAAAGUUCUGUCGAGGCAAAAAAUUCUGUUGCAAAGUCCAAAAUAUGCAAAGGGAGGAAGAAACUUCGAGUUCCGUCUGGAGAGGGAGUGACUUGAUUGAAGUUCACGAUUACGACGAUGAACAUAAAUUAGCCAAACCAGAAUCGAAGCUGGAAGCACAAACUAACAGUCCCAAGAGACUGGAUUUCUUCCGCUCCAUCGGAAACGAGUUCAAUACUAUUGGGGAAUGCCUUUCCAGUGAGAAAUGUGGCGAUUACAAGCAAUCGAACUCUGAUACCACGGGCACAUCACAUAGGACUAUGGCUCAGAAAGAAAAAACUACCAAAUGCCUCACAAUUAAGGACCUGAAAUUAAUUUUAUCAGAUCACUUCUUACAUUUGAGAAUAAAAAAUCCGGCUCCAUUAAUGAAAGAUAUUUACACUCACAUAGCGCAACUCACAGAUUUAAAGAAAAAUAAAAAUCAAGCAAAAAGUAAAAAGGUUAAUAAAGAAGGAACUGCAGAAAAGGGUACAACGGUACUGCCAAUUCUACAAACGCGUUCAUGUCAAUGUGUUGACAAUACGUUAGUCCAAGACCGUGGUACCCAAAUGCGAUGGAAAAGCCAGCCAACCACAUCUCCAGUGAGAUUAAAAUCUGCUUCGAAGAAACCAGAAGACUGUACAACGACUAAAGGCAAAUGUUCGUGUGCGACACAGUACAGAUACAUUGGGGACAACAAAGCUUGCAACUCUACGAUGAAGUCCAAAUCAGGAUUUACGGAUCUAAAUUCAAAUACCAAUGAAGAUACCAACUCUGACACAUGUCUUUGUAGAAGCUUUAGUUCUGUGUUUAGUGACGAAACAAGAACUGACACAACAAUCUGCAGCCGCUUAGAAGUUGACUAUAUCGAAGAAAAACCAAGGAAGACUACCAUCAGACACGUAAAGAAAAUCAAAGUUAACGUCACAACUAAGACCAACCAGGGCACAAGUACAGACAAAACUAGACUCUGUGACGUCAGCACUCUAACAGAAGACUGGUGGAGCCCCUUGAAUGAACGGAAGCCUAUGAAAAAGAAAAGAGAAGAGGCUGGUGACUUUAAACAUAGGAAGAAGAAUAAAGGCGUUACUACUGAUCGGCGGUUUGUCAAGUUCCUGAGUCGCGCACAAAUUAUACCUAAUGACACCUGUGAUAUAUUGUCACCGUCUAGAUAUCUUUUGGAGUCCCAGAAAUAUUACAAUGAAUUGUUUUCGUCGAAGCUGUUUACACCUCAUGUCUUCGUGGCUCUCAACACAAAGGGAAAGGAAAGUGAAAAAUAUAUUGCGAAACGAAACAGCGUGCCUAAAAGUCGAAAAAUGAAACGACUUGAUGAGUCAGCUCGGCCAAAGGGAAAUAAAGGGUUAGGGAGGACACAAUCUGAUGAAACUCCACGUUCUCGAGGGACCUGCUCUACCUAA
This is a messenger RNA of Pieris macdunnoughi, 4857 nucleotides long. The record is from the annotation of a GenBank genome assembly. Lineage: Eukaryota; Metazoa; Arthropoda; Insecta; Lepidoptera; Pieridae.